Messenger RNA from Hibiscus syriacus, 615 nucleotides. RefSeq lists its product as uncharacterized. The transcript has a single exon. NCBI's taxonomy places the organism in Eukaryota, Viridiplantae, Streptophyta, Magnoliopsida, Malvales, Malvaceae. Bases 1 to 615 code for a protein of 204 amino acids. The record is from RefSeq and is a predicted model, not a curated record.
AUGAGGGCUCAACAAGUAAACCUACUGAUGGAGGAAAAAAAUGCCACAACAAAAGUUGUUCCCCCACUAGCAAUGGAAGAAGUUAGACCCCCAUCGUCUUUCCCUCAAAGAUUGAAGAAAUACAAUGAUGACUUUCAGUUUAAGAAGUUUAUAGAUAUCCUUGACCAGCUAUACAUCAAUUUUCUACUCUUGGAGGCCAUUGAUCAGAUGCUUACAUAUGCUAAAUUUCUCAAGGAAAUUGUCACAAAGAAGAUGAAGGUUGAGAAGUAUGAGACAAUUGUUAUAGCAAAAGAGUAUUGUUCUGUGCUAAGCAAGCUACCACCAAAGAGAAAAGAUCAUAGCAACUUUGUCAUUCAUUGCUCUAUAAGAGACAACUAUGUUGGAAGAUCCUUAUGUGAUUUUGGAUCGAGUGUGAACUUGAUGCCCAAGUCAGUGUUUUUGAAGCUUAGAAUGGAAAAUACAAGACCGACCACCGUUAUUUUGCAACUAGCUGAUCGAUCCCAUAUUCUUCUUGAAGGGAUGCUAGAAUAUGUCAUAGUCAAGGUGGACAAGUUUGUGUUCCUACCUGAUUUUCUCAUGAUUGCGAGGCCGACGAUAAUGCACUCAUCAUUUUAG